AUGUCCCCGGCCGAACGUCUUUCGAAGAUCACCAAACACUUAGAAACACCACAAGAUAUAUCCAGUAAGAUGUCCGAAUCCAAGAAGUUCGAGAUUGCGAUCAUUGGGGGCGGCAUCGCAGGAGCGACGCUGGCUAUUGCACUGUACCACCGCCAAAUCCCCGUCACGAUAUAUGAACAAGCACCUCAGUUCGGCGAGAUUGGCGCUGGGGUUUCCUUCUCCCCCAAUGCAGUACAAGCUAUGAAGAUAUGUCAUGAGGGCGUGUAUGAAGCGUUUGAGAAAGUCUGUACUCGCAAUGUGUGGCCUGAGAAAAAAAAUGUCUGGUUCGACUAUCUCGACGGUUAUACGGGCCCAAGACCGGGGCAAGAGCGGCAGGACAUUGCAUUCUCGAUCAAGAACUCAUUGGGUCAAAAUGGGGUGCACCGAGCGCAUUAUCUGGAUGAGAUUGUCAAACUGGUCCCAAAAGGCAUCGCUCGCUUUGGCAAGAAGCUGGCCAACAUCACCGAAAACGAAUCCAAUGGAAGACUGGUCAUGAGCUUCGAAGAUGGAUCCACCGCGGAAACCGAUGCCGUGAUAGGAUGUGAUGGUAUCAAGUCUCGUGUCAGGCAGAUCAUUGUUGGAAAGGACCAUCCCAGUGCGAAACCGAGCUAUACGCACAAGUAUGCCUAUCGAGGGCUGGCGCAGAUGGAGGACGCUAUCAAAGCAGUUGGUGAAGAACUGGCCGUCAAUGCUUGCAUGCACAUGGGUCCUGAUGGCCAUGUACUGACGUUUCCCGUCAACCAUGGCAAAACACUGAAUAUCGUCGCCUUCAGAACAAGCCCGGACGACUGGCCCGACUCCCAGCGACUGACGAGACCGGCGAAGCGUGAGGAAGCUCUGAGAGACUUCAGCGGAUUCGGCUCGAAUGUGAUAAAACUUUUAAACCUAACCAAGCCAGACUUGGACGUGUGGGCAAUAUUUGAUCUAGGAGACAACCCUGUGCCUACUUUCCAUAAAGGUCGUGUUUGCAUCGCUGGCGAUGCAGCACACGCGACAUCCCCUCAUCACGGUGCUGGAGCCGGCCUCUGCAUCGAGGAUUCUGCUGUCCUUGCCUCUUUACUCUCAGACGACCGGGUCCAAUCACCAUCAGACCUAAACGCAGUAUUCGCCACGUUCACCGCUCGGCGCAAAGAGCGAGGGCAGUGGCUUGUUCAAAGCAGCAGGCGGGUUGGCGACUGCUAUGAGUGGCGGGCUGAGGGUAUAGGGAGAGAUUUCACAAAGAUCGAAAGUGAAAUCAAUGAGAGGAAUGGGAUCAUUGCCAAUGUGGAUGUGAAGGAAAUGUGCAGGGAAGCGCAGGAGGAGCUGAGGCAGAGACUCGAAUCAUGA
Messenger RNA from Fonsecaea erecta, 1365 nucleotides. RefSeq lists its product as hypothetical. The record is from RefSeq and is a predicted model, not a curated record. Bases 1 to 1365 code for a protein of 454 amino acids. Gene Ontology annotation, biological process: secondary metabolite biosynthetic process. Gene Ontology annotation, molecular function: FAD binding. The transcript is spliced from 3 exons. NCBI's taxonomy places the organism in Eukaryota, Fungi, Ascomycota, Eurotiomycetes, Chaetothyriales, Herpotrichiellaceae.